Thrips palmi is the source of this 1931-nucleotide messenger RNA. Its product is annotated as tubulin beta chain-like. Gene Ontology annotation, biological process: mitotic cell cycle; microtubule cytoskeleton organization. Bases 180 to 1517 code for a protein of 445 amino acids. Gene Ontology annotation, cellular component: cytoplasm; microtubule. The transcript has 6 exons. The record is from RefSeq and is a predicted model, not a curated record. Gene Ontology annotation, molecular function: GTP binding; structural constituent of cytoskeleton; GTPase activity. Lineage: Eukaryota; Metazoa; Arthropoda; Insecta; Thysanoptera; Thripidae.
GUUCCCAUUUUUGGCACAGGGCGCCGGUCCUGGUCGCCACGACAACGGCGGUAGUUUGGUUCCGCGCUGACCCAACAAAGUCCAACAGUCGGCAGCGAGCGUCCGCCAGAGGCAGUCUGUUUCCGAGUUACGCGGCAGAGCUUGUUUGGUCGUGUGAUUGUCGGCAAGUGUUAUUGACGAUGAGGGAGAUCGUGCACAUCCAGAGCGGCCAGUGCGGGAACCAGAUCGGAUCCAAAUUCUGGGAAGUGAUCUCCGACGAGCAUGGAAUCGACCCCACCGGCACGUACCACGGCGACUCGGACCUGCAGCUGGAGCGCAUCAACGUGUACUACAACGAGGCGACGGGCGGCAAGUACGUCCCGCGCGCCCUCAUGGUGGACCUGGAGCCCGGCACGCUGGACUCGGUGCGCUCGGGGCCGUUCGGGCAGAUCUUCCGGCCCGACAACUUCAUCUUCGGCCAGAGCGGCGCGGGCAACAACUGGGCCAAGGGCCACUACACGGAGGGCGCCGAGCUCAUGGAGUCCGUCCUGGACGUGCUGCGCAAGGAGGCCGAGGGCUGCGACUGCCUGCAGGGUUUCCAGAUGACGCACUCGCUCGGCGGCGGCACGGGCUCCGGCAUGGGCACGCUCAUCAUCAGCAAGAUCCGCGAGGAGUACCCCGACCGCAUCAUGGCCACCUUCAGCAUCGUGCCCAGCCCCAAGGUCUCUGACACGGUGGUGGAGCCGUACAACGCGACGCUGUCGGUGCACCAGCUCGUGGAGAACACUGACGAGACCUUCUGCAUCGACAACGAGGCCUUGUACGACAUCUGCCUGCGAACGCUCAAGCUCACCACGCCCACCUACGGCGACCUGAACCACCUGGUGUCCGCCACCAUGUCGGGCGUCACCACCUGCCUGCGCUUCCCCGGGCAGCUGAACGCCGACCUGCGCAAGCUGGCCGUCAAUAUGGUGCCCUUCCCACGGCUGCACUUCUUCCUGCCGGGCUUCGCGCCGCUCACCUCCCGAGGCAGCCAGCAGUACCGCGCCAUCACCGUGCCCGAGCUCACGCAGCAGCUCUUCGACAGCAAGAACAUGAUGGCCGCCUGCGACCCCCGCCACGGCCGCUACCUCACCGUCGCCGCCGUCUUCAGGGGCAGGAUGUCCAUGAAGGAGGUGGACGAGCAGAUGCUCAACAUCCAGCUGAAGAACAGCUCGUACUUCAUCGAGUGGGUGCCGAACAACGUGAAGACCGCCGUGUGCGACAUCCCGCCGCGCGGCCUCAAGAUGGCGGCCACCUUCAUGGGCAACUCGACCGCCAUCAUGGAGCUGUUCUACCGCAUCUCGGAGCAGUUCACCGCCAUGUUCAGGCGGAAGGCCUUCCUGCACUGGUACACGGGUGAGGGUAUGGACGAGAUGGAGUUCACAGAGGCCGAGUCCAACCUCAACGACCUGGUGGCGGAGUACCAGCAGUACCAGGAGGCCACGGCGGAGACCUACGAGACGGAAGAAGAGGAGGAGGAGGAGGAAGAGGAGUAGACCCUUUUAUUGGAAUCCACUAGUGUCCUGUUAGGUUUAGGGUCUUUUGACUAUUAGCUCGAGGAAUCUGGGCGGUGGGAUUCCGGGCCGUUUUAACCUUUAAUUAUGCGUCGUUUUAAGUUUUAAUUUAGGCUAGGUGUAUUUUACUUUCGAGUGUAUGUACUGUGACAUGUGAUUCACUGAACCCUGUUAUGUUUUUUGUGUGUAUUUUGUCGUCGUCUUAACUGUACUGUGCGUCCGGGGCUGCUUCAGCCGCUCACGUGACUUGAAUAAUUUCUUAGGCCUAAGUUGAACAAUUCUCCUCGCGAAAUUUUUUUUUUCCCUGUCGUCGUGUUUACUUUGUGUCGGUCUCCGUCGUGUGUUCGGGCUUUUCCACUGCCAUUGUGUCUUUAAUAAAGUAAGACCAGUCUCGCA